Molecule: messenger RNA, 993 nt
Organism: Dovyalis caffra
Lineage: Eukaryota; Viridiplantae; Streptophyta; Magnoliopsida; Malpighiales; Salicaceae
Source: the annotation of a GenBank genome assembly
AUGGCUGAAUCUUCUGAUCCACCUCCUCCUCCAUCAAACCCUAAUCACAUGGUCCCACCAAUCCAACAUGCAGAUCCACCUCCACCUCCACCACCAUCUAAAAUUUGCUUCCUUUCAAAAAGACCAAAACUUAGAGUGACCUCUGAGUUUGACAGUGACAGUUCUUUGUUCUUCCACAAAGUUUCCUGCAAGUUAUUUGACAGCUUUGCAAAGCUCAAAUUUUCUUUUCAAAACAACAACAAGGGUGAACUCUCUCAACCCCAGUUUGCUUUCACUUCGAAACUACUCUCCAUUCAUUAUGACCCCGAAGAACAGAAUGCCCUUGUGAAGGGUUCCUUUGAUCUUGGUCCUAAGUUGCAUUUUAAGACUGCCCAUGAUGUCAAGGCACAACAUGGAGAGGUGGCAAUGGUUGCUGACUUGGGUGAUCCUGGUUAUGCACUUGAAAUUUCAUCUCCGGUUCCAACUGUUGGUGUGCCGAGGGCAACACUAAAGUUCCCUCUUGGUGAAGUUUCAUUGGAGGAGAGAGAAGAUGAGGAAGUAAGGAGAACAUUGGCAGUUAGUGGAGUUGUCAAAAGUCAGUUAAUGAAUGGCAUCUGCACUGCUCAAUUUAGUGAUGAAGAUUUGAAACUGAGAUACUGCUACAAGGAUGAGGCACUUUCUAUUGUCCCCAGCAUUUCACUGCCUUCAAAUGCUUUAUCGUUUGCAUUCAAGCGUAGGUUCACUCCUUCCAAUAAGUUGAGCUACUGGUACAAUUUUGAUACUAACAACUGGAGUACUGUGUACAAGCACACCUAUGGAAAGGAUUUCAAACUUAAAGCUGGUUAUGAUUCAGAGGUGCGUCUUGGCUGGGCAUCGCUUUGGGUUGGAGAUGAAGGUGGCAAUGCAAAGACUGCUCCGAUGAAGAUGAAAGUCCAAUUUAUGCUGCAAGUGCCACAAGAUGACAUCAGAACUUCGGCACUAAUGUUCCGUGUUAAAAAGAGAUGGGACAUAUAG